CACAUUCUUCCUGUCCAAGGCAAAACAAUCGCAUCUGCUACUGCAUCUCACCUGUGAGCCAUCACAUCACCGAAACAUGAGCUGGUAGCACCGCAUUCAACAAACACCGGCCUUACCGCUCCUCCAAGCAAUCAACCUGCUCACUACUAUCAUGCCAUUUCCCUCACUCCCCUCACCACCAAGCCUCUUCCCGACUUACCUCGUCCCAUCCAACCCCUUCCGACGCCGCAAAUCCAGCACCGACUCCACAGCUUCAGCAAACAGCACAUCCUCCAACCCCACCUCUCAAGACUCCUACCUCAACUCUUCUCCCACCUCCCAUCUCCACUGCGCCCGCUGCCUCUCCGACCUGGCGCCCACCACACAAAUCAUCUCCAAAGGUUUCACUGGCCGCCACGGCCGCGCCUACCUCGCUCGCAAUGAUGCCCUCCCAAACCUGCCAAACACUUACGUCCACCGGCCCGUUCCGCGACAACUAGUCACAGGAGCACACACCGUCGGCGACAUCAGCUGUGCGCUUUGUGGGUCGGUGUUGGGGUGGAAGUACGUGAGUGCGGAGGAGGAGAGUCAGAGGUAUAAGGUUGGGAAAUUCAUCUUGGAAACGGGAAGGGUGUGUAGGCGCGAUGGGUGGGAUGGGGUUGGAGAGGAGGGGUUGGGAGGGGAGGUUGCGGUGAGGCGGGACGUGCUGGAAGAAACGGUGGAGUUUGACAGUCAGGAUGAGGAUGAGUGUGAGGAUUUGUUUCUGGGAGUUUGGACGCCGCAGUUGGCGAAACGGAGGAGGAGGGAAAGGGAGAGAGGAUUUCGGGAGUGA
Zymoseptoria tritici IPO323 is the source of this 811-nucleotide messenger RNA. RefSeq lists its product as uncharacterized. Bases 152 to 811 code for a protein of 219 amino acids. The transcript has 2 exons. The record is from RefSeq and is a predicted model, not a curated record. Lineage: Eukaryota; Fungi; Ascomycota; Dothideomycetes; Mycosphaerellales; Mycosphaerellaceae.